AUGUCCGCCGCAUCGGCCUCGUCCUCGCGCUCCGCCACACGGCGCCUGAUCAAGGAGCUCGACACCUGGCGCGCCGAGUCGCGGGAUGAGAAGGGCAUCGAGCGCCUCGGCCCCGUGAGCGAGGACGACCUGCUGUUGUGGGAGGCCGUGUUCAACGGCCACGGCAUCAGCGGGGGCUACGAAGAAGGCCGCUGGCUCCUCUCCAUCCAGAUCCCGACCAACUACCCGCUGUCGCCGCCGCAGGUGCGCUUCGUCACGCCGAUCGUGCACCCCAACAUCUCGCUUGAGACGGGCGAGAUCUGCCUGGACCUGCUCAAGGACGCGUGGACGCCCGCGUACAGCGUGCUCGAGACGGUGCGCGCCAUCCGCGACGGCCUGCUGCCCUACCCCGAGGUCGACUCCCCGCUCAACGUCGACUGCGCCGCCCUGCUCAGGGGCGGCGACGCCGUCGGCACGCGGCGGCUGGUGGAGCUGUGGUGCUCCGGGGAGGGUAGGUACGAGGGGGCCUGA
This is a messenger RNA of Diaporthe amygdali, 510 nucleotides long. RefSeq names its product ubiquitin-conjugating enzyme. The record is from RefSeq and is a predicted model, not a curated record. The coding region runs from base 1 to 510 and encodes 169 amino acids. NCBI's taxonomy places the organism in Eukaryota, Fungi, Ascomycota, Sordariomycetes, Diaporthales, Diaporthaceae. The transcript is spliced from 2 exons.